GCAUGGUGUUCUUAGAGAAACAGACAUUGACAUGUUACUCAAAGUUACUCAAAGAGCAGUAACAUUUGCUGAGAAACCACCAAAUUCAAAUAUGUUCCACAUGUGCCAUAGAAAUAUUCCUGGCUUCGAGUUGUGAAGACGAUGGUGGAAUCAGCAGCCAGUCGCGGUCCAGACUGUGGGUCCGUCUGCAACGAGUCUGCAGCUCUGGAGGGCCAAGGGCCACCGGUCUUGGUUGACGCCUGGCUGGUCCCCACCUUCUUCAGUCUCAUCAUGCUGGUCGGCCUGGUUGGGAACUCGCUGGUCAUCCAUGUGGUCACCAAGCACCAGCAGAUGAAGACGGUCACCAACUUUUACAUAGUAAACCUGGCUACUACUGAUAUCUUGUUUCUGGUCUGCUGCGUGCCCUUCACUGCCACACUGUACCCACUGCCCAGCUGGAUCUUUGGAGAGUUUAUGUGCCGACUGGUGAACUAUCUUCAGCAAGUGACGGCUCAAGCUACAUGUAUCACUCUGUCAGCUAUGAGUGUGGACCGCUGCUAUGUGACUGUCUAUCCUCUGCAGUCUCUGCGACACCGAACCCCACGCAUGGCUCUGGCCAUCUCUGUGUCCAUCUGGAUAGGCUCUUUGCUUCUGUCGAUCCCUGUAGCCGUCUACCAGCGUCUGGAGGCAGGAUACUGGUUUGGGCCCCAGACAUACUGCAGUGAGGUCUUCCCCUCGGCCCGCCUCCAGAGAGCCUUCAUCAUCUACAGCUUCCUGGCUGUCUACCUGCUGCCCCUGCUCACCAUCACCGCCUGUUACACCUUCAUGCUCAAGCGCAUAGGGCAGCCCAGCGUGAAUCCCAUCGACAGCAGCUACCAACUUCAGGCUCAGGCAGAGAGAGCAGCAGCAGUGCGGGCGCGGGUCUCCCGGAUGGUGGUGGUGAUGGUAGCUCUGUUCCUCAUCUGCUGGGGCCCCAUCCAGGUCUGCAUCCUCCUGCAGGCUUUUGGCCUCCGCAGUUACGUUCUAUACAAGCUGAAGAUUUGGGGUCAGUGCAUGUCUUACUCCAACUCCUCCAUCAACCCGCUGGUUUACGCCUUCAUGGGAAAUAACUUCAGAAAGGCCUUCAAGCACGCCUUCCCUGCCAUAUUUCUGUGGCGCACGAGGGGGAGAGUGAGGGUGGGAAACAUGGAUGCAGAGGAAGGGGGAGAGAUGGAUCGCCAGGCACCCAAAGGAGAAGCAGAGAUGCACUUUCUUUCAUCUGGAUCCUAAAGGCCACGCUUGGCAUUCGGACACUGUGCACUCAUUGUUUAUUUAUUGUUUGUUCUGGAGAUGAGAGCAGCCGGCUCGCCCUCUGUGCAUGGACAUACACACACACACACACACACAUACACACAAUGUGGGCUCCAUCUAAAAAGUAUUGGCAACACCAGUAAGUGACAGGUUUAAAACACACACACACACACACACACAGUAGCGUACCAUGUGAUCUCCUAAAAAGGACAAACUAGCCUGACGCCUCUCGUGAUCUUCACAAGCUGCUGAAAUACAAUUAUCUUUGUCACAUUUUUCUUGCUUAGCUGGACUGAUGCAACCAAUUCCCUGGAUGUCAAAAUGUUUGAGCUGCUGGUUUUAUCUUCUUCACAAUUUCUCAAGGAGGGGAAGAAAAUGGUGUUGGACAACAACUGCAACUGUUAUUGACUGCAUCGUUUAUGGACAGAAGCCCUGUUUCAUUUAAACGUGCUACUGUAAGGAGCCUGGUUAAACACUUGC
Molecule: messenger RNA, 1749 nt
Organism: Morone saxatilis (striped sea-bass)
Lineage: Eukaryota; Metazoa; Chordata; Actinopteri; Moronidae
Gene: kiss1rb
Product: KISS1 receptor b
Exons: 6
Coding region: 142-1248 (368 amino acids)
Biological process (GO): neuropeptide signaling pathway
Cellular component (GO): membrane
Molecular function (GO): G protein-coupled peptide receptor activity
Source: RefSeq, a predicted model, not a curated record